CAGGAAGAGAGGGAUGGAAGCGGUGUUCGGCGGAGUAGAGGGUGGUGGGACUCACUCCAAAGCAGUGUUGGUGGCAGCAGAUGGAAAGAUCCUGGCAGAGACAGAGGGAUCGUCCACCAACCACUGGUUGGUCGGCGUGGACAAAUGUGUGGAAGUCAUCAAUGACAUGGUCCAGAGAGCCAAGACGGAGGCAGGGCUGGAUCCAAGCACGCCACUAUGCUCACUGGGCAUGUCUCUGAGCGGAGGGGAGCAGAAGGACGCCAUCGACAAACUGAUCGAACAGAUGAAGGAACGGUUCCCCACUCUCAGCCGCCACUACAUCAUCACCACCGAUGCCAUCGGUGCCAUGGCGACCGCCAGCGAUUGUGGAGGGGUAGUGUUGAUAUCAGGGACCGGCUCUAACUGCAAGUUAGUCAACCCUGAUGGCUCACAGAUCGGCUGUGGAGGCUGGGGUCACAUGAUGGGCGAUGAGGGAUCAGCGUUCUGGAUCGCUCAUUUGGCGGUGAAGACGGUGUUUGAUGCCAAGGACAACCUGGUCGCUCCCCCUCACGACAUUACAUAUGUGAAAAAAGCCAUGGAGGAAUACUACCAGGUGUCAGAUCUGAUGGGCAUGCUGCCGCACCUCUACAGGAACUUCCAGAAGUCCCACUUUGCUGGUCUGUGCAGGAAGCUGGCUGAAGGUGCAGAAGCAGGGGAUGCUCUGUGCCAGUAUCUGUUCACUCAGGCUGGAAGAAUCCUGGCAAAACAUGUAGAAGCAGUCUUACCUGCUGCACCACAGCCUCUACUGAGUAGCGACCUGGGCCUGCCCAUCCUGUGCGUGGGCUCAGUGUGGAAGAGCUGGGAGCUGCUGAAACCAGGGUUCACUGAGGUCUUGGAUAAAGUGGCAACAUCUGACGAGUUCAAGGGUCGUUUCCAUGGCUACAGCCUCAUGACUUUGAAGCAGUCUUCAGCCCUCGGCAGCGCUAGACUCGGGGCUCAGGAUAUCGGUGGCACCAUAACUCUGGAUUACAAAGCCAACGCCGAAGUCUUCUACCGGCACACUUUUAACAGCAGCCAAUGAGAGUUCACCUGCACAUCCUGUGUAUCUUAACCAAACAGCUGAAGGGACCAUGUAUCGAUCUGUAUGUGCUGUAUUAGCACUUUUGCUGAGAACAUUUACUGUAAUGAUAACAAUGAUUAUGUAAUAAUGGUAUCACAUUUUGGUUUGUGGUGGUUUAAAAUAUCCCAAGUCUUGUUUUUUGCUGCUGCAUAGCAGCUAUUCUGACAGUGGAAUUGAUGAUAUUUUCACUUUACUGUUACUGCCAAUCUUUGCACCUUCAGAACACUUGUUUACAUUCGACAUGUAUAAUAAAAACUCUCAACUUCACAGAAAACACAUUCGGGCUUGUGAAUAAUCUCUGAUCCCCAAAAUAGGUCAAGCUCCGUUUAAGAUGUGAAAUCUGAAAACUGUCAAGUCUUCAGUAAGUUUCCAAGUUUUAAAGUUCCUAAAUACAAGUGUACGUUUUUAAAAUGCUCACAGUCAAUAUGGCACUCAGUUAAAAUAGCCAGAGAAAUGACUCCUUUAAUAAAAAUCAACACUU
This is a messenger RNA of Chelmon rostratus (copperband butterflyfish), 1580 nucleotides long. It is a transcript of the gene nagk, whose product is annotated as N-acetylglucosamine kinase. The record is from RefSeq and is a predicted model, not a curated record. Gene Ontology annotation, molecular function: N-acetylglucosamine kinase activity. NCBI's taxonomy places the organism in Eukaryota, Metazoa, Chordata, Actinopteri, Chaetodontiformes, Chaetodontidae. The transcript is spliced from 10 exons. The coding region runs from base 14 to 1060 and encodes 348 amino acids.